UCCAUGGAGAUUAUUUUAGCAUCAAUCAUGGCGACUAUUGUUAAAAAUAGUGUAAACAAAAAGAAUUAUGUAGAAUUAACAUUUUCAUUGUAAUAAAUAGAAUCUAAAUAUUAAUUUUAAUAUGAUUCACGUAACAACUGAAAUAGGAAAGCCUGGACGGCACGAAAGAGAGAAGCGGCACUUCCCUGAAAACCAUAACCAGCCUGGACCACUGGUGCCGAACAAGCCUAGAGGUCGCCGAUACAUUCCACAUAACUCUGGGAAAGAAGAUGAAUGGAGACCCCACAACCUAAACAUCAAUGUUGAAUACACAGAAGUUGGCCCUGAUUGGAGUUCCCGGCUGAAAUACAUUCCUCACCCAGAAAAUCCCCAGUACCCAGCAGCUGAGAUCUGGCCAGACAACUGGAAAAAGAUGAGGGCUUACCCUUUCACAUACUCAAGAUCUAAAGAAGAGUGGCUUCUAGAUCCUGGUCACAAAAGAGUUGGGCUCAGGUGUGUGUUUGAUGGUGUGCAUAAAGCAACUUUGAUAUCUGACAAUGAGAUGUCAGAUUCCAUUUUGUUUGGAAAAGGUCGACAAGAAAAUGUAAUUGACAAGCGCAAUUCUCUAAGUGAAGCCUCACCAGGUGAUAAAAGCUAUCAAGUUCCUGAAUAUUCACCUAGCUUUUAUAAAGCCACAGAAGAUAGUCAUAUACCUAAGUUCAGCAUUGGAAACUCUCCUUAUUCGCCAAUACUUAAAAGAAAAGCAGACACAUUUGUCCCACUUAUACCUUUGCCACAGAUAAAAAAGGAGACUUACAGACAAAAGACAGAGAUAAAGCAGCACCAUGAGGCAGUGGAGGAAGUCAAACAACUAGAGACGUGGCAGCCUGCCAAACCUCUACUGAAACCUGUCAUAAACCCAGCUGAUAUCCCCAAGAAGUAUUAGCAGUUGUUUGUUGUCAUUUCAUUAGGACAGUUACACUAAGGAAUGAUAGAAGAAAGGAAUAUGUCUUUGUUUUAAGAUAUUUUACAAAUGAUUAAACUGAGUUGAAUUUUAUUAAAGAAUCUUUGAUAACUGUUUAGAAAAGGUUUUUAAAAUUUUUAAAUACCCAUUUAUAAUUAAGAAAGAGAAAUUUAAAUCUUAUUGUAAAAAUCAUUGUAUUGUUUUUGCACGAUGUUUAUGCUUUGAUGUACUUUUUUGUUGGUCUAUUUUCAGCUAUGUUUUCAUACAGUAUUUUUAACACUGUCUGUGAUACAUUAUAUAUUUUUAUAAGUAUUUUGUCUCAAUUAUUGUACAUUUAAAGAGAAAUAUCUUCCAAUUUUUAGAAACAAUUUAUCUUUUUUAUUACAUGUCAAAUAUCAUUUUAGAAAAACUUUUUAGUGAACCCUGUUUUUCUAUUUUCCUUCUUUCUGUACCAAUUGGAUCAUUAUUCAUGUUGAAUGUUCAAACUAUAACUUCAUUAAAUGGAUUUUGGAGAUAUUUUAUGUAUCUGCUAAAUAUCAAAUGGAAGUAUUCAAGAUCAUAAGUAUUCAUAUCAGUAUUUUAGCAUUCAUGACCAAAAAGCAUUCUGCAAUUCAUGAAAAUAAAUAUUUGAUUUAGCCAUCUUUUUUAACUUAUAAGAAGAAAGUAUGAACCACAUUAAUUUUUUAAAACUCUUUCAGUAUUAAAUCAAUGUAUUAUUUUAAAAAUUAUAUUUAUAUUUGCUCAAUAUGAAUGUAAAAAUAUUAAAAUCAACUAUUUACAAUGUCAAAUUUUAAAUCAACAAAAAUAAUUGAAAGCUUCUUGUGCCAAAAACAUCUGUUAUUUCCUCUUUACAUUUUGCUGAUUCUUGUUUAAUUUUUCAGUGGCCAGUGUUUUAUUGAGUGCAUAGUUCUAUGUAAACAAAUACAGUGUGCAUGAAUGGACGUUAUUCUUUGUAAAAGUUGUGAAUGGUGCUGUGUUACCAUUGAGUACUUUAAUGGUCAUUUCUCUAUGUUAGCUAUGUUAGUGUGCUUUGAGGUGUGGGUGCUCUAAUUUGUACAAUGUCAUCAUGUAUAUUUAUUUCAUAAAAGUAUUAUUUAAAUAUUAUGAGCUCAGAGUAAUGAAAUAUCCAUUUAAACCCAGGUAAUGAAUUUCUUAGUGAUAAUCAGUAUUUUCGCCAACAUGGUUAAUGAAUUAUGUUUACUGUGAUCCCUGCCAAUCAAGCCAAAACAUCUAUUUUGUAAAUUGUCUUGUGAUACACAUGGUUAAAAAAUCUGGCAUAUCAAAUACAUAAUCAAGCUGGUAAAUUACAUGCUCAGCAUUAAAAUAUCUACAAAUGCUUCAUGACUAAAGGUCUAUCUUCUAAAGUAUUAUCUUUAAAAUAAAAUUAUCUGGUUUAUUGAUUAUUUUUCCAAUAUGGAGUAUAUACAUUUUUAUUUUUGCACUUACAAAUAGCAAUUAGUCUGACAAGAAUUUCACCUUAUUUUUGUGAGCACUUUAAGUAUUAUAAUAUUUUACUUUAUUUUUCUCUUUCUUGUAUUAUAAAAUGUAAGAUUUUUCUUUUAAAAAAUAGGAAAUUAAUCUUAUUCAGAAUAAAUAA
Physella acuta is the source of this 2540-nucleotide messenger RNA. Its product is annotated as spermatogenesis-associated serine-rich protein 1. NCBI's taxonomy places the organism in Eukaryota, Metazoa, Mollusca, Gastropoda, Physidae. The record is from RefSeq and is a predicted model, not a curated record.